GUUAGUUGGGCUUUCUCCAUCAAGCCACGAGACUUUCGGCAACGACUAGCAAUGGGGUGCUGCGGCGGCAAAGAAGAUGUGCUGCCCGACGGCUCGGGCGGCGUCGUGCCCAACUCGACGCGCAAGUGUCGGGACGUGCUCUGCUGCCUGCUCUUCCUCCUCUUUUGGAUCGGCAUGGCCAUCCUCGCGAUCCUCGGCGUCUCCAACGGCGAGCCGCAGAGCCUCAUUUACGGCACGGACUUUAACGGCUCGGUGUGCGGCACGGGUGACUCGAACGCGAGCCUCAUCUACUACCCGCGCAUGACGCAGGACAUGCUGACGCAGUCGGCCAAAGGCAUCCAGCCGCUCGACAUGAAGUUCUUUGGGCUCUGCGUCUCGGCGUGCCCGAGCAUGGGCGAUUACAUUUGCACGUACGCGACCGAGGCGUCGAUUCGCGCGGCCAACCCGGGCGCCAACGCCACGACGCUCAACUCAGCGCGCAAGAAGCGUGCGAGCAGCUUCUCGACGACGACGACCGACUGCUGGCUCGUGCCACUGCCGUCCGAGGUCGUCGCGUUCCGCUGCCUUCCGCUCAGCAUCGCCUCGGGCAACUCGACUGUGAUUUGCAUCCAGCCGGGCAAUUCCCCCGAGUACUACAAGACCGUCAAGGGGGUCCAAGUGCCCAACGACAAGUGCGAAGUGUCGCAGACCAUCACGGUCACGGCGACAAUCGGCGAGGCCAACUCGGACCCGGUCAUGGACAAGCUCCAAACGACCGUGGCCAUGAUCGGUCGGUUCGUCGGCGACAUUCAAAAGACGUAUGCGCCCGUGCUCUUGAUCUGCGGCGUCGGCUCCCUCGUCCUCGGCUGGCUCUUUCUCUUCUUCAUGCGCUGCUGCGCGGGCUGCGUCAUCUGGCUCACGCUCUUCAUCGUGCAAGUCGUGCUCGCAGGCCUCUCGCUUUUCUUCCUACUCAAAGGCGGCAUCAUCUACUCGAGCGACAUUAGCGCUCUCACGACGCAAAUCAACGCGAUUCCCAGUGGUGAAAGCCUCUCAGCGUCGCUGAGCGUCGCCGACUCCAACAUCAAAGUGUACCAAGCGGCGGCGGUCAUUUCCAUCGUCUUGACCGUUGUCAUGCUGCUCAUUGUGUGUUUUAUGCGCAAGCGCAUUCAAAUUGCGAUCGGCAUCAUCCGCGAAGCGUCCCGGACGAUCCAGUGCAUGCCACUUCUCGUAUGCUUCCCCGUCGUCCCCGCCAUCACCUCGAUUCUGCUCUUCAUCUACACGACGAUCAUUGGCGCCUACAUUUACAGCGCCGACGGCAACCUUGCGCUGCCGUCCUCGCUCGCGAGCGCGCUCCCCGGCAACGCGUCGGCGUCUGUGACGGCGAGCUGGGACGCGGAGCUGACCGCGUCAACGUCCGCUGUCGAGCCGAGCCAGCGCAUGCACAUUAUGAUCGCAUACCAUAUCUUUGGCUUUCUCUGGACCAACCAAGUGAUCCAGGCCGUCUCGAUGACGACGAUUGCCGGCGCCGUGUGCAAAUACUACUGGAGCCGCAACCACUCGGCGGCCGAGAUGGGCCGGUUCCCCGUCGCAUCGAGUUUUCAAAAUUGCUUUCGGUAUCACUUUGGGUCGCUCGCGUUUGGCGCGUUCCUCAUCGCGGUCGUCCAGUUUCUUCGCCUCGUGCUCAUGUACAUUGACAAGCAGACCAAGUCGCUCCAGCAGUCCAACCUCGCGAUCAAAGUCGCCAUGAAGGUCGUCGGCUGCUGCCUCUGGUGCCUCGAAAAGUGUAUCAAGUUCAUCUCCAAGAACGCGUACAUCCUCGUGGCCAUGAAGGGCCGGUCGUUCUGCUCGUCCACGAAAGAAGCGUUCAUGCUUAUCUUUGCCAACAUGGCCCAAGUCGCGAUGACGAGCACGAUCGUCAACCUCGUCGCGUUUGUGGCGGUUGUCGCUAUUAGCGUUGGGUGCGCCCUCGGGCUCUUUCUCUACUUGGACCACAACAUGGACUUUGCGACGGGCGGCAGCAAGGAGCUCAACUCGCUGUUUCCUCCGUGCAUCAUUGGCGGCAUCCUCGCGUGGUUCGUCGGCUCGUCCUUCAUUGGCGUCUACGAGAUGUGCGUCGACACGAUCUUGCUUUGCUUUUGCGAGGACCGGCGCAUCAAUAAGGAGAGCGGCCAGUACUACAUGAGCGCCGAGCUCCAAGCCUUUGUGGACAAGAACACCAAGAAGAAGAAGAAGACAAAAGGGGUCGCGGACGAAGGCGGCAACAACAAGACGGCCCCCGACGAGCUCCCGGUUAACGCCGACGGCUCGGUUGACGUCUAAGGAAGCGGCUUGGAAAGCGCUCGAGCGAGCGCGUUUGUACAUGGACGACGAAUACUACAUGGUGAUUCUGUG
Messenger RNA from Saprolegnia diclina VS20, 2370 nucleotides. RefSeq lists its product as hypothetical. The record is from RefSeq and is a predicted model, not a curated record. The transcript is spliced from 2 exons. Gene Ontology annotation, molecular function: transmembrane transporter activity. Gene Ontology annotation, biological process: transmembrane transport. Gene Ontology annotation, cellular component: membrane. Bases 52 to 2298 code for a protein of 748 amino acids. Lineage: Eukaryota; Oomycota; Saprolegniomycetes; Saprolegniales; Saprolegniaceae.